Molecule: messenger RNA, 2244 nt
Organism: Rhodamnia argentea
Lineage: Eukaryota; Viridiplantae; Streptophyta; Magnoliopsida; Myrtales; Myrtaceae
Exons: 5
Coding region: 535-2067 (510 amino acids)
Source: RefSeq, a predicted model, not a curated record
UCUCUGACAACGCAUAACGAGGUUGCACGCUCUUUAAUUUUACUUGUUAUAACCCCUCUCUCUCUCUCUCUAUCUCUCUCUCUCCCGGUAUUUACUUCUCGCAGAUUCUGCAUGUCCAGUUUUCUGCCACUUUCUCUCCUCCAACCACCAAAUCUCUGCAGCACCCGAAAAAAGUUGUCGCACAAAAAGAGGAACAGAAACAGACAAGGAGCCAACCAGAAUCGCAUAAGGUCCCUGCAUAAUGUCUCUCUCUCGCUCUCGCUCCUUCUCUCCCUGCUUUUUCCUUGGUCCCGUUCCGGAACCGAGAAUGGAGCUUUGUGCAUUCGCAGUAUUGGUUGUGUAGUAGGAGUACAUACGCUUUUGGCGCUUCCGGGUCUUUGCUUUUCGGUCCAAAACGCUGUUUUUUUUUUUUUUCCUUUUUGGGAGCAAGUUGCUUGGUCAGCGACGCCCAUUGAAGCCGGAGAGCGGAAAAAGCAAGGAACUUGGUGGGUUCUGUUGAAGAAGAAGGCUGUCGUUUGGAGAGGAUUGUAGCUGAUGAAGUUCAACAUGUCAACCGCGGCUAGGAGACAGAAAUGGCAGCAUUACCCAACACCCCCGACGCCGAGGAUCCUCCAGCUUCCGGGCAGGCCUCGCCGGAGGCCGCCGAGGGCGGCGAGGCCUGUGGCAGGAGAGUCAAGGAGCAGGGACCGGUCGGGGAAGCUGGAGGCCCUGUUCGACCAGGAGCGCAAGUUUCUGAGAUGCGGCGCGAGCGUGCCCAUAGUGCUGCUGGAGCACCGCGAUGAGAAGAGAGAUAGGAUCGAGGACAGAGGAGGGAGCGAGUGCGAGGAGGAGGAAGGUGGCGGAGGUGGCCGCGGCCGCGGCGAGGCGGCGGUGGAGGAGGAGAAGUGGAGGUUUCAGGCGGAGGUCUUGAGGGCGGAGUGUAACUUGUUGAGGAUGGAGAGAGAGAUCGCCGUGAAGAAACUGGAUAGGACCAGGAUCAAUUUCGAGAGGUCUCUCAAAUGUGCUAUUCAGACUUUGAUCAACGGGAAGAAAAAAGUCUGGGAAGGAGAGAGGCCGAGGGCAGUUUUUGACGGGGAGAUAGAGCAUUUGGUUGGGAAGCUCAAAGAGCUGAGAAAGAGCCUCAAGGUCGGAGAUUUCCGGGCUCGGAACUGCAGCAAUUUCGAAGAGCAAGCGACCGUUCUGCAGAGAAGGUUAAAGAAGCUCGGCGGCACGUCGUCGUCGUUGUCCAAAGACAAGCACUCGAACGAGAUUAGGAAGAUCGCAGAAGCAAGCCUGUCCAUUGGUUUCGACUCGGGAGAAGGCGAGAACGAAAUUCCCCAUCGCGAUCAGGAUCACGAUCACAAAGUCGAUAUCUUGACGAGGAAGAUGGAAGAAUUGUCGAAGGACAUGCUCUUGGAGAGGAUGGAGGAGGAGCACGGUUCGAUACUUUCUGCGGCCAGCAGAUCGGCAGCCAGUUCUGCUUCCAUUUCUAAGCGAAUCAAAUGGCCUUCUUCGGCGGCCGCCUUGAUCUGUCAACCCAACCGGGAGAUGGUGUCCCGCACCGACAGCGCUUGCUCGGGGCAUUGCAAGUCCAUAGUUCGGAGGAUCAUAGAGCAGGUUCGAGUGGAGACGGAGCAAUGGUCUCAGAUGCAGGAGAUGCUUGCACAGGUAAGAAUCGAAAUGGAAGAGUUGCAGGCCUCGCGGGACUUCUGGGAAGACCGAGCUCUCAAGUCGGACGCUCAUAUGCAGUCGCUAUGCUCAGCGGUGCAAGAAUGGAGACAGAGAGCACUCUCUUCUGAGGCGGAGGCAAACGAGCUGCGAGCGCGAGCAUCCGCGCCUCAGGAAGAGGUCCAGAGGUCGAGGAAAGAGCAAGACAAGGCGAGGCAAUUACCGCAGGGCGAGACGGAGAAGCGGGUCCUGAUCUGUCGCUUGAAGGAAAACCGCCGCGAUCGCCGCGGCGAGUGCAAGCAGGACGAGGCUUCGGGCGAUAGGAGAAGGAAAGUGCACGCGAGCGCCAGCAGGCUCGCAGCAGCGGCGGGUCCAAAGCGGUCCCCGUUUCGAGACAUCGGCAACUCAUCGCCGAUGUAAUCAAGGCAAAGUAGCAAAUGAUAAGCCAUUGUUCACCCCCGUGCGGUCGACUAAAAUUGAAGCUUUUGAAGAGAUCGAUCAUCAUCAGCUUUGAGCUUCCCGUUACCUCGUCUGCAGUUGCAUGAGCAAAGCUUUCGAUCUUAUCAUGUUCGCUCGAAUGAGAUGAUGAAUUGCCAC